This is a messenger RNA of Guyanagaster necrorhizus, 603 nucleotides long. RefSeq lists its product as uncharacterized. The record is from RefSeq and is a predicted model, not a curated record. The transcript has 2 exons. Lineage: Eukaryota; Fungi; Basidiomycota; Agaricomycetes; Agaricales; Physalacriaceae. The coding region runs from base 143 to 565 and encodes 140 amino acids.
CGACGCUUCGCUGUCUUUGACGACCAUGGCAUCGUUGUUUCCUAUUUUUUGAACUGCUCACACCGCCCUUCUAAGUGCCAGUGGUCAUUCGCUCCCUUUGCCUUCCAUCUUUAAUAAUCUUAUCUUUAUUCGUGUGGACCUCAUGUCGCCAGUCACGGCAUCAACAUCGGAUAGUGGAGGCGUGACACCAGCAGGCGAACAUACGACCGCCAGCAUCAGCACCACUAACACGACAGAGAGCCAAUUUCCCUUCCUUCCCAGCACUACCGAGUCGAAAAACAUGCCUAGACCUCAAGUACGCAUCGCUGACAAGAAGGCGGAUGUCUUCCUGUACAGAUCCCGCAGAGCGUCACCUCGUCGAGUCGAAAGAAAAUGCAGUUGUUGUAAACACAGAGGAAGGUGUUCUUGUAAAUGCUGCUGUAGAAAGCGAAAGAAGCAUCAUUAUGAGAAGGACUUGACACGCGAUUUCUUCCUCAUCAUUGCACUCUGCUUUGUCGCUGCUUGCUUUCUUAUCUGCUUCAUCCGACCAGUUGCCUUUUCUCAGGUUCUAGAAUCAUAUUUCUAAACCUCAUGAACACAACAACAAAUCGACAAUACAAAUGG